CAUCAUCUCUCUCUGUCCCUGUGUCGGCCUAAAACCUUGUCUCUAGGGUUUAUCAUUACCAUGGAGAAACAGAAUCCUCAACCAGUCUGCGGCCAAGAGGCUCUCCUUCUUCUCAAUUGCGUCACUGAGUCUCCGUACGAUUUAGAGAAAUGCAUCCGGUUCCUGCAAUCUCUCAGGGAAUGCGUUCUCUCAAAGAAAGUUAACAAGUUCGUGAUACCGAGUCAGGAACAUGCCAGUGAGGGAGCAGGAGGCUCAGCUACCAAGCAACCUUCAUAACGUUCUCUGUUUCCCAUUUCUUUUGAGAUGUAAUCUCACAUACUUGAUUUCAUAUAAGACUCGGAACAAGAGGUUUCCAUAUUGUAGCUUUGUAUGUCUAAAACUGGAAGGAGCUAAAGAGAAAUAUUCAAGUGGCUGUUUGAUUCUCUGUAAACUACUUUCUGAUGCCAACCAAAUAAGUUCAGACAA
Molecule: messenger RNA, 465 nt
Organism: Brassica rapa (field mustard)
Lineage: Eukaryota; Viridiplantae; Streptophyta; Magnoliopsida; Brassicales; Brassicaceae
Source: RefSeq, a predicted model, not a curated record